Molecule: messenger RNA, 1017 nt
Organism: Abrus precatorius (Indian licorice)
Lineage: Eukaryota; Viridiplantae; Streptophyta; Magnoliopsida; Fabales; Fabaceae
Product: peroxidase 10-like
Exons: 4
Coding region: 1-1017 (338 amino acids)
Biological process (GO): response to oxidative stress; hydrogen peroxide catabolic process
Molecular function (GO): peroxidase activity; heme binding
Source: RefSeq, a predicted model, not a curated record
AUGGAGGGUACCUCAAAUAAGCAUUCUUUUAUUCUCUUGAUUUUGGUUUUGCAAGUACUCCUUAGUCCUCGAGUACAUUGUCAACUUAGAUAUGACUUCUAUCAUGCAACUUGUCCAACCCUGCCUUUAAUUGUUCGAAGCACACUCUUGUCAGCAAUGGCCCUUGAUCCAAGGAUUGCAGCUUCUAUCUUGCGCCUUCAUUUCCAUGAUUGUUUCGCCAAUGGAUGUGAUGGAUCAGUGUUACUUGAUGAUACCAGCACUUUUACUGGGGAGAAAAACGCAUUGCCUAAUCGAAAUUCUAUCAGAGGAUUUGAGCUAAUUGAUAGAAUUAAGUAUGCAAUCGAGUGUGUAUGCCCAUCCACCGUAUCAUGUGCUGAUAUACUAGCUCUAGCAGCUAGAGAAGCUGUUAAUCUAGUAAGAAACCCCAGCACCAGUAGUUUUAGACUAUACUGGGGGGCACCAGCACUUCUUGGUCGUAGAGAUGGCACAACAGCAAGCCUGAGUGAGGCUAAUCAGUUGCCUUCACCCUUUGACUCCCUAGAAAACAUUACCAACAAGUUCAUUUCUAAGGGUCUUGAAAUUAAGGAUGUAGUAGUGCUCUCAGGAGCCCAUACCAUAGGCUUUGCUCAGUGCUUUACAUUCAAGCAAAGGCUUUUCAACUAUAAAGGCACUGGUAAAUCCGAUCCAUCACUUGAUGAUUCACUUCUACAAUAUUUACGGGAACUGUGUCCAAAUAAUGAUUCUGACACCCAUUUGGCUCCCUUGGAUACCAUGACUCCCCACUUUUUUGAUAACAUGUAUUACAGAAACCUUGUGAAGAAUUUAGGACUACUUCAGACAGAUCAAGCUCUUAUGCAUGACAAAACCACUGCUUCAUUGGUCAUCAAGUAUAGUGACUGGCCUGGUCAACUUCACUUCUACCAUGACUUCGAUGCAUCUCUUGGGAAAAUGAGUCUUAUUGGUGUACUCACAGGACAACAAGGGGAGAUAAGGAAAAAUUGCAGGGUGGUGAACUAG